CACACACCAUGGAGCUUCUAACGUCUGACAAUGCGUACUUGCUCGGGGUAGGGCUCCUGGCAUAUGCCGUCCUGAGGACCCUCUACCGACUUUACUGGCACCCCCUCAGCCGUGUCCCUGGUCCCAAGUUGGCCGCCAUAUCCAGUCUCUAUGAGUUCUACUACCAGUGCAUCCAGCACGGCCGGUACCACUUCCAACUGGUGAAGAUGCACAAGCAAUACGGCCCCAUUGUCCGCGUCGGCCCCAACGAAGUCCACAUCAUCGAUCCGACUUUCUACGAGGAGAUCUACUCAUCCAGUACACGUCGUCGCAACAAGACGCCGCAGUAUGGCCCCCAGUUCGGCAUGCCGGAGUCAAUGUUUGCGACAAUCGACCACCAGCACCACCAUGCCCGCCGCGCGACCAUCAGCCACUUCUUCUCCAAACGCUCCAUCCAGUCCCUGUCGCCUAUCACCGAGCGCUGCGUGCUGAAACUCAUGCAGCGUCUACAGGAGUUUCAUGACGAGGACAAAGUGAUCCGGCUGGACGACGCGUUCGCAGCCAUGACCUCGGACGUGAUGACGUACUACUCGUACGGCGCGAGCCAGGGGUUCUUGGAAGACCCGAGCUUUCGCAGCGAGAUCCGCACCCUGGUCAACGAGUUCGCAGCGACCGCGCACCUCAACCGCUUUCUUCCAUGGAUGUCGAUGAUUCUGCGGCGCAUCCCGCCGCGCAUCCUGGCCAUUCUGCAGCCCGGCCGCGCCAGCACCCUCGACUACCUGAGCAGCAUCCACGCCCUCUCCACACAAUCCAUCGACACCGACACCACAGCCCCGCGCGAGCACAAACCCGCCAAGCACAAGACCAUCUUCUCGCAACUGGCCGACCCCAGUAUCCCGGCCAGCGAACGCACCCGCGGCCGCUUCCAAGACGAGGCCAUCCAAUUCCUGAUGGCGGGGACUGAGACCACCUCCAGUGCCUUGACAUACGCUGCAUACAUCCUGGGCAGUCGCAAGGAGUUCCUGGAGCGGCUGCGCGAGGAACUGAAGACCGUGCUCCCGACGCCAACGAGUACCGCCAGCUGGACGGAGCUGGAAAAGUUGCCGUAUCUGACAGCGAUAAUCACCGAGACCCUUCGUCUCUCGGCCCCAGUCAUGCGCUUACCCCGCGUCGCACCGACCGAAACGCUGACCUACAACGGAUACGAGUUGCCGCCUGGUACUACCCUGAGCGCCUCCGCCUACUUCAUCCACCGCGACCCCACCCUCUUCCCCGAAGGCGAUACCUUCAACCCCGACCGCUGGCUGCAGGGCGAGAAAAGCGAGCAUCUGAAGCGGUACAUGGUGGCCUUUUCAAAAGGCAGUCGCGCGUGUGUGGGCAUCAAUCUCGCGUACAACGAGCUGUACCUGGCACUCGCGUACUUUGUGCGGCGGUUCGACUUUGAGUUGUACGAUACCACGCCGGAGGAUAUGGAAUUGGUGGCUGAGACGGUGCUGCAGGUGACGAGGAGGGGGUUUCCGACGGUUUAUGCGCGGAUUACGGGGGUGGUUGGGGAGUAA
This is a messenger RNA of Aspergillus homomorphus CBS 101889, 1538 nucleotides long. RefSeq names its product cytochrome P450. The transcript has 5 exons. Gene Ontology annotation, molecular function: iron ion binding; heme binding; monooxygenase activity. Lineage: Eukaryota; Fungi; Ascomycota; Eurotiomycetes; Eurotiales; Aspergillaceae. Bases 9 to 1538 code for a protein of 509 amino acids. The record is from RefSeq and is a predicted model, not a curated record.